UUUACAAUUUCCCCAAAAUAAACACAAAACCUCUCUAAUUUAUCAACCCUUCCCCCGCCCCCACCACUUCCGCCACCGCCGUCGACACAAUCUCCGCCACAAGCUCGCAUGUAAUCUCCAUAAGUAUCGAUUCUCUCUGAUAUGGUUCUCUUAAGUCAAUUCAAAAUUUGAUACGAAACGAAGGAACGAAGUCGAUUGUUUCUGGAAAAUUCGGAGGACAUGGCGAAUAGUAAGUACGAGUACGUGAAGUCCUUCGAAGUGGAAGACGAAGUUAUGUUUCCCAAUCUGAUAGUCAUCCGCAUUGAUGGCCUUGAUUUUUCCAGAUUCUCCCAAGUUCACAAGUUUGAGAAGCCUAAUGAUGAAACGGCUUUACAUUUGAUGAAUUCUUGUGCAUCUGCUGUUUUGGAAGAAUAUCCCGAUAUAGUCUUUGCGUAUGGAUAUAGCGACGAGUACAGCUUUGUUUUCAAGAAAACAUCUAGAUUCUACCAGAGACGAGCUAGCAAGAUUCUGUCUUUGGUAGCCUCAUUUUUUGCUGCGGUCUAUGUGAAGAAGUGGAAAGAGUUCUUUCCUCAUAGAAAGUUAGAAUAUAGUCCUUCAUUCGCUUCCAAAGUUGUAAGUUGUGCAUCAAUAGAGGUUCUUCAAGUUUACCUUGCGUGGAGACAACUUGACUGCCACAUCAGUAAUCAGUAUGACACAUGUUUUUGGAUGUUAGUAAAAAGUGGAAAGACCUUAACUGAAACACAUGAGAUUUUGAAGGAUACUCAGAAACAACAGAGAAAUGAGCUUCUUUUCCAGCAAUUUGGUAUUAAUUAUAAAAUGCUUCCUGUAUUGUUUCGUCAAGGAUCAUGCCUUUUUAAGACAAAGGUGGAAGAAACUGUAAAGCAUGAUGAGAAUGGAAAUCCUGUAAAACGAUUGAGGAGAAGGGAAACUUUAGUUCAUUCAGAAAGUAUUGCCGGAAGAAGCUUUUGGAAUGAGCACUCCUCUCUUCAUAAGGAUCUUGGACAUUUUGCACAAGACAUUGGCAAAAUUGAACCGGAUUAUGUUAAGUCGUUUCAGUUUGAGAAUAGAUUAUUACCUUUAACUUGGGUUGUGGUUAGGAUUGAUGGCUGCCAUUUUCACAGAUUCUCUGAAGUUCAUGAAUUUGAGAAGCCAAAUGAUGAGCAAGCUCUGAAACUUAUGAGUUCAUGUGCAGUGGCUGUUCUUGAGGAGUUUCAGGAUAUUUCCUUUGCUUAUGGUGUUAGUGAUGAGUACAGCUUUGUUCUGAGGAAGGAAUCUGAGCUUUACAAAAGACAGUCCAGCAAGAUAAUAUCUGCAGUUGUAUCCUUCUUUACGUCUACAUACGUGAUAAGAUGGGAAGAUUUCUUCCCUCACAAAGAAUUGAAGUACCCUCCAUCAUUUGAUGGACGAGCUGUAUGCUAUCCAACAUCAGAGAUUCUGCUGGAUUAUCUAGCUUGGAGACAAGUCGACUGCCACAUCAAUAAUCAGUAUAAUACAUGUUUCUGGAUGCUUGUUAAGUCUGGAAAAAGCAAAACUCAAGCCCAAGAUUACUUAAAGGGUACCCAAACACGAGAAAAAAACGAGUUACUUAGCCAGCAAUUUGGAAUUGAGUACAGCUCAUUACCUUUAAUCUUCCGCAUGGGUUCUUCCGUUUUCCGCCUAAAGGAACGUGUUACAGAGGAGAAUGGAGUGGUUUCAGAAAAGCAAGUGGAAGAAGAAGUGGUCGUAGACCAUUCUAACAUUAUAGACCAAUGUUUCUGGCAACAACGUCCUCACAUUCUUAGCUCCUAAAACAGGGCAUUGAUUGUAGUACCCAACUUAUCGAAUCACAAAGUCAUAUUCCUCUGUUUUUGUCCAACGCUAAGGAGCUGUGGAGUGAAUAGACCUGUCAAGAAACCAACUCUCUCUCUCAGGGACUAUUCUAAAGGACUCCACUGAAGGGAAUGCACGACUUUUGUGGUCUUCCUCUUAAGGAAAGUUGUUGUCUUGUAUUAAAAAAGUUCCUUUAUUAUUUUGUUUUGUAACUGUGGUGGGAAAUUCUUGCUUAUUUGGGAAGGGUAUAUGAACCAGAAUCCUGAUAAUAGGAAGAAGAUUUGGUGUGCGGAAAUCGUGAUAGAAGAACGUGAUGAUGGAGUUGAGAGGGUUGAUGUUUUGCGUACCGUCCCUAGAAUAUGUCAGCUCUUGCAAUGCCUCGUUGUCUCGGUUUGAUUGAGUUGUAACCAUGUAUGAUGUUCGAAUUGUAGGAUCUAACUGUAGUAUCACUGAGUUAGGCCUUUAUUAUCUUUCUCUACACUUAUAUAUAUACACGGAUCCCUUUUGGCUAAGUCGAUGGAGAGUUUGAGCUUAUUUUUGUUUGA
Messenger RNA from Camelina sativa (false flax), 2354 nucleotides. Its product is annotated as tRNA(His) guanylyltransferase 2. Lineage: Eukaryota; Viridiplantae; Streptophyta; Magnoliopsida; Brassicales; Brassicaceae. Gene Ontology annotation, molecular function: magnesium ion binding; tRNA guanylyltransferase activity. The record is from RefSeq and is a predicted model, not a curated record. Gene Ontology annotation, biological process: tRNA modification.